Messenger RNA from Trichomonas vaginalis G3, 1044 nucleotides. RefSeq names its product purine nucleosidase protein. Gene Ontology annotation, biological process: purine nucleoside catabolic process. The record is from RefSeq and is a predicted model, not a curated record. Gene Ontology annotation, cellular component: cytosol. Gene Ontology annotation, molecular function: purine nucleosidase activity. The transcript has a single exon. Lineage: Eukaryota; Parabasalia; Trichomonadida; Trichomonadidae. Bases 1 to 1044 code for a protein of 347 amino acids.
AUGUCAAUCAAGUGUGCUCUUGACUGCGACCCAGGCCAUGAUGAUCUUGCAAUGAUCAUGCUUGCUGUCUAUAGCCCAAAGCUUGACGUUCAGUACAUUUCUACAACACACGGAAAUCAAACAGUCAACAAAACAUAUCAAAAUGCACGCAGAACACUCAAUUUGAUCAAGCGUGCCGACAAGAUUCCAGUUUACAGAGGCUAUUCUAAGCCACUCACUCGUGAAUCAGUCGCUUGCCCAGAGAUUCACGGAGAAUCAGGUCUUGGCGGCGUUGAUUGGUCAGAAAUCGACAGAACAAUGCCAAGAAACCCAGCUUUAGACAUCCUUGGAUACAAAGACGAGUCUGAACUCCGUCCAGAUGACUUCUUCAAGCAUCUUCACAGAUUAGUUUCAGCCGCCGAAGAUAAGUUCGAUAUUAUCUCAACAGGAUCCGAAACUAACAUCGCACAGUAUCUUCUCGCCUAUCCAGAAGAUGCUAAGAAGAUCAGAAUGACUACAAUGGCUGGCAACUUUAUGAUUGUCGGAAAUAUCAUGCCAUUUGCCGAAUUCAACGUACUCAUCGAUCCAGAAGCUAUUUCUAACAUCCUCCAGUCAGGAGUCGACUACACUUUCGCUGCUCCAUUAGAUAUCACUCAUACAGUCCUUGUUACAGAGAAAGUCAUCAACGACAUCAAAGCCGCUACAGAACCAUACUCUCCUAAGUUCACAGAAAUGAUCAUUAAACUUCUCUUCUUCUUCAAAGAUACGUAUCGCGACGUUUUCGGCUUCAUCGACCCACCAUUACACGAUCCAGUUGCUGCAUUCCAUCUUAUUGCACCAGAAUGGUUCGAACAUGUUCGCUGCCAUGUCGAUAUCGAGACAAAAGGUGAAUAUACUUACGGAUGCUGCUGCACAAACCUUAUCUUGAAGAAGAAGGAUCCAACAAAGAUUGUCAAGCCAGACAACGCUACAGUCUGCCUCAAACUUAAGGAAGGAGGCCACGAUGCUUUCUGGAACCAAAUGAUCACUGUUUGGGGAGAGAUUGCAAAAGAAAUCGGUAAGUAA